Molecule: messenger RNA, 3000 nt
Organism: Lasiodiplodia theobromae
Lineage: Eukaryota; Fungi; Ascomycota; Dothideomycetes; Botryosphaeriales; Botryosphaeriaceae
Product: Glycoside hydrolase family 35
Exons: 7
Coding region: 1-3000 (999 amino acids)
Biological process (GO): carbohydrate metabolic process
Cellular component (GO): vacuole
Molecular function (GO): beta-galactosidase activity
Source: RefSeq, a predicted model, not a curated record
AUGAAGCUCUCCACCGGUUUACUGGCGGCGAGCCUGGCGUCUCAGGCCCUGGGCGCCGCCAUCUCUGCCGGCAAGCCCAAUGACCUGAUCAAGCCGUACAAGCGCGAAGCUCUGCAGGACAUCGUCACUUGGGACGAGCACUCCAUCUUCGUCAACGGCGAGCGCAUCAUUUUCCUCAGCGGUGAAUACCACCCGUUCCGACUUCCCGUUCCUUCGCUCUGGCUCGACGUCUUCCACAAGAUCAAGGCCCUGGGCUUCAACGGCGUGUCGUUCUACGUCGACUGGGCUCUGCUGGAAGGCACCCCCGGCGAGUUCAGCGCCGAGGGCGUCUUCGCCUGGGAGCCUUUCUUCGACGCCGCCAAGGAGGCCGGCAUCUACCUGCUCGCUCGUCCCGGUCCUUACAUCAAUGCCGAGGUUUCCGGUGGUGGUUUCCCUGGCUGGCUCCAGCGCGUCAAUGGCACGCUGAGAACCGACGACGAGGCCUUCAUCAAUGCUACCGACAACUACGUCAAGAACAUUGGUGAGAUCAUCGCCAAGGCCCAAAUCACCAACGGCGGCCCUGUCAUCCUCUUCCAGCCGGAGAACGAGUACACGGGCGCUGUCGAUGGCGUUGAGUUCCCCAACGAGCGCUACUGGGCCAUUGUCGAGGAGCAGUUCCGCAACACUGGCAUUGUCGUCCCCUACAUCAACAACGACGCUUCGCCUCAGGGAUACUUUGCUCCUGGCUCCAACUGGACCCCGCAGGUCGAUAUCUACGGCCACGAUGGCUACCCGCUUGGCUUUGACUGCGCCAACCCAUACACUUGGCCCGACGGCAAGCUGCCCACAAACUGGAGGGAUCUGCAUGAGGAGCAGAGCCCCAGCACUCCUUACUCAGUCAUCGAGUUCCAAGCCGGUGCCUUCGACCCCUGGGGCGGUCUUGGUUUUGACCAGUGUGCCGUCUUGCUCAACCACGAGUUUGAGCGUGUCUUCUACAAGAAUCUCCAGAGCUUUGGCGCUACCAUUCUGAACUUUUACAUGAUCUUUGGCGGCACCAACUGGGGCAACCUCGGCCACCCUGGCGGCUACACCUCUUACGACUACGGAUCCGUCAUCAGGGAGACGCGUGAGAUCAACCGUGAGAAGUACAGCGAGCUCAAGCUUCAGGGCAACUUCCUGAAGGUCUCCCCCGCCUACCUGACUGCCGAGCCUGGUGAGCUGUCCAACGGCUCUUACGCCAGCACUCCCGAGAUCGCUGUGACUCCGCUGCUGGGCAAUGUCACCAACUUCUUCGUUGUCAGGCAUGCUGCCUACAACUCGUUGGAGUCCACCCCUUACACCAUUACCGUCCCAACCAGCAAGGGCGACCUUACCCUCCCGCAGCUGAACGGCACUUUGACCCUGAAUGGCCGCGACUCCAAGGUCCACGUCACCGACUACGACCUCGGCGGAGAGAACCUACUCUACUCGACGGCUGAGAUCUUCACAUGGCAAAAGUACGACGACAAGACGGUUCUCGUCGUCUAUGGCGGCCCCAACGAGGCACACGAGCUCGCCUUUUCCAGCGGCAAGAACGCCACUCUCAUCGAAGGCUCGGGCGUAACCAUCACGGCCAAGGACGGCGCCACCAUCCUCCACUGGUCUGUGACGCCGACGCGUAAGAUCGCCAAGGUUGGCGAGAGCCUCUACGUCUACAUCCUCGACCGCAACUCGGCCUAUAACUACUGGACUCACGACGACAUCGUCCUGCAAGCCGGAUAUCUCAUCCGAAACGCUUCGGUCGACGGCACCACCUUGUCCAUCGUCGGUGACCUCAAUGCGACCGCCACGCUCGAAGUCAUUGGUGGUGCACCAAGUGGCCUGACCAAGCUGACCUUCAACGCUGAGGAGCUCGAAUUCGACCAGUCGUCCACGACCGGCGCAGUCUCGGCCGCGUUGACCUACACGCCGCCCACCAUCAAUCUCCCUGACCUCAACACUCUCUCUUGGAAGUCUCUCGACACGCUGCCCGAGAUCGCCGCCGACUACGACGACAGCGCCUGGCCAGCUGCUGACCAGCCCUACACGCUUAACACGCUGCGUCCCCUGACGACGCCGACCUCGCUGUAUGGCGGCGACUACGGCUACCACUACGGCACCCUCCUUUUCCGCGGUCACUUCACCGCCACUGGCGAUGAAUCAUCGCUCUACAUUUCCGCCCAGGGCGGCUUCGCUUCAGGCUUCAGCGUCUUCCUCAACUCGGCGCACCUCGGCUCGUGGGCGGGCGCCGACUACGCGUCCAACGGCAACCUCACCCUGUCCAUCCCGGCGGAUGCCGUGCCCGCGGCCAACUCGGACGCCGUUAUCACCGUCGUCCUCGACACCACGGGUAUCAGCGAGAACUGGAUCGUCGGCGCCGAGGAGGCCAAGUUUCCGCGUGGAAUCCUCGACUUCGAGCUCAAGGGCCACGAGAAGAGCGACGUCGCGUGGAAGCUGACGGGCAACCUCGGCGGUGAGGAGUACCUCGACCACUCGCGCGGCCCGCUCAACGAGGGCGGCCUGUUCGCCGAGCGUAAGGGCUACCACCUCCCCGGCGCGCCCACGGACGAGUGGGAGGACAGCGCAGGCCCAGUCGCCGAUGGCGUCAAGGGCGCUGGCGUGAAGUGGUACGCGACGAGUCUCGAGCUGGACGUUCCGCAGGGCUGGGACGUACCCAUCUCCUUCGUGUUCGGUAACGGCACCGCCAACGGCACCGCCGCCGGCGGCCAGGCCGAGGCGUACCGCGUCCAGCUCUUCGUCAACGGCUGGCAAUUUGGCAAGUACAUUCACAACAUCGGCCCGCAAGAUGUCUUCCCCGUGCCCGAGGGUAUUUGGGAUUACAGGGGUAGCAACUUCGUUGCCGUGAGCGUGUAUAGUCAGGAAGAUGCCGGCGUCGAGGUGGAGAGUUUGGAGUUGGUGCACGGCACGCCGGUGAAGACGGGGUACGGAAAGGUUGAGGUUGUCGAGGGUGAAGCAUAUGCCGCGAGAGAAGGAGCAUACUGA